Messenger RNA from Galeopterus variegatus (Sunda flying lemur), 1250 nucleotides. It is a transcript of the gene POP5, whose product is annotated as processing of precursor 5, ribonuclease P/MRP subunit (S. cerevisiae). Gene Ontology annotation, biological process: tRNA 5'-leader removal. The coding region runs from base 330 to 959 and encodes 209 amino acids. The record is from RefSeq and is a predicted model, not a curated record. Lineage: Eukaryota; Metazoa; Chordata; Mammalia; Dermoptera; Cynocephalidae. The transcript has 4 exons. Gene Ontology annotation, cellular component: ribonuclease P complex.
GAGAGAAUAUAAGUACAUACAAACUGUAUUGCAAGGUCCUGAGAGCCCCAAAUGCAGCAACUGCAUCCUACACGGUACUGACUCCUAUCACAGUCACGACGCUCAAUUGCUACAUAUAGCCAGCAAACAACUAAAGUCAGAGUGGAUCUCACCGGACGCAUGCGCCUUUACAAACGCAGAGGGAGGUGGGGCUUGAAGUAAACUGACAAAGGGCUCGACCUCUCAACUUUCUAGCUCCACCCUCCUAUCCUGCCUCCUUCUCCUGAGUGGCCGAAGGCUGAGAAAGCAAACUUCCUAUUGGCUGAGGGCGGGAUCGACAUCCGGUUUGCAUGUCAGGCCUGCUGGCGCAAAGGCAGCCAUGGUGCGGUUCAAGCAUAGGUAAGCAGCCCCUUCCAGAACCCCCCGUUUUCUGCCUGGUCUUCGAGGCCCCGGCUCGCGCUCACUUCCCUCUCGCUUGCCUCAGGUACCUGCUCUGCGAACUGGUAUCUGACGACGCGCGCUGCCGCCUGAGUCUGGAGGACCGAGUGCUGAGCGGCCUCGUUCGGGACACGAUCGCCCGGGUGCACGGGACUUUCGGCGCGGCCGCCUGCUCGAUCGGUUUCGCAGUUCGAUACCUCAAUGCCUAUACCGGAAUAGUGCUACUUCGAUGCCGAAAAGAAUUCUACCAGCUUGUGUGGUCAGCAAUUCCCUUCAUCACAUACUUGGAGAUCAAAGGACACCGUUACCCUUGUUUGUUCAACACAUUACAUGUGGGAGGUACAAUUAGAACAUGUCAGAAGUUCCUGAUUCAGUACAACAGGAGACAGCUAUUGAUCUUGUUGCAGAACUGCACUGAUGAAGGAGAGCGAGAAGCUAUCCAGAAGUCUGUAAUGAGAAGCUGCUUACUAGAGGAGGAAUCAGGUGAGGAGGAGGAGCUUUCAGAUAGCGGUGGUGAGGAGGCUGCUGAAGCAAUGGAGUGAACUUCUGCAUACCACACAGCAGGCUGCAGUGUGCCCAAGCCUUGGGCCCACUUGGAACAGGACAUUCUGAGAGGCAGGAGCAUCUUCUACAAUUCUCCAAACUGGAUGACCACCAACAAAUUACCAACCUGAAAUGGAGGACUGACUUAAAACAAACCGAAAUCACCUUUACCUGGUGUUCCCUGUUGAAGUGGGUCUACAGGUUGUGAAUGCUCUGUAGUUAUAGACAUCUUUGUAUCUAAUUGCUUAGAUGAGAAUAGGUUUAAUAAAUUAUUUCUUCUUUAGCAUUUA